Molecule: messenger RNA, 2283 nt
Organism: Meloidogyne enterolobii
Lineage: Eukaryota; Metazoa; Nematoda; Chromadorea; Rhabditida; Meloidogynidae
Source: the annotation of a GenBank genome assembly
UUUAUGUAUUUGGCAUCCGUUUCUACUACUAAUGGUACAACUGUUGCCAAUACAGAAAAGACCAGAAAUGCCUCUUUAUUUGAUAUUUCUACUUAUUCAAUGAUUGAGUUAAACCCCUCAAACGAUCCUUCUAUCACACUAGAAAACAAUUUGUUUUUGCUUCCGACUGCAAAAGAAAUACAACAUGGACCCGAAAUCUUUCUUUAUGGCUUCAUUCUUAUACUUAUUCCCACAGCAACAAUUCUUGGCAAUUUUCUUGUAAUUAUUUCUGUUCUACGCUUUAAGUCUCUACAUUCAGCUAUCAAUUUUCUUAUCCUUGGUUUAGCUGUUGCUGAUUUUAUGGUUGCUCUUUUUGUGAUGCCUUAUGCUGUUUAUGUAUAUGUCCAAGGUGGCCUUUGGAUGUUGGGUCCUCUUAUGUGCAAUAUCUACCUAAGCUCAGAUGUUGCAUGUAGCACUGCUUCAAUUAUCCUUCUAGCUUUAAUUAGUUUUGAUAGAUACAAAGCAAUAAGCAAACCAAUCCAAUAUUCGCGUCAAGCACAAAAUAUUUACAGAGUUGUUAAACUUUUUGUUUUUGUAUGGAUAUAUUCUUUUUGUGUUGCCAGCCCCAUUGUUUUGGGAAUUAAUGAUCCUCCAGAUAAUGACGGAGGAUUAUUGUUUGAAUGUCGAUUUUACAAUGCUUAUUUUUCUUUAUUAUCAUCAUUUGUUAGCUUUGUAUUUCCAUGUUGCGUGGUUAUCUUUGUUUAUGUACGUAUUAUUCGCGCGUUAAGAAGUCGAGAAAAAUCAGCAAAAUUACGAAAGGCUCAACAACAUUUAUCUUUAAAAAAGAAGCAUGAAUGUCAAGCAACAACUAAUAAUAAGCCUAAAGCUGAAUGUGAUGAUGAAGCUGGUGAAAUUGUUGCUGGGCCGGCUGUGAAUAUGAUGAUGAUUGCGUUACCUUCUUUGAACCGGCAAAUUAAACGUUAUGAAAGGCAUAAACAAGCAUUGGAAGAAGCAGAAGUUAUAUUGGAUGAUGAAGAAUUUUCUUCUAUUGAAUCUUUAAAUGAAGAUGUGCGUAUACUUACUAAUGAUUUCAUCUCUGAAGUGCCAACCUCCAAAACUUCAUCACAACAAACAACAACUUUUGAACCAACAAAACGUUCAAUCGACUCAAGUUUAAUUAAUCGUUUCCGUCUAUCAUUUUCUGGAGUUCUUGAAACUAGUAAGGGAGGGGGAUCUUCAAUUUCAGUCAAAGCGGAUGAAGUUGUUCCUUCCAUCUUUCAAGCUCGAAAACGUUCAUCCUGUGAUGUUGGAACAAUUUUUUCUGUUAAUGAAUCUGAGCGACGAAAGUCAGGAACUGCUUUAACUUCAUUGGAGAUUAGGCGUGAAGAUGAUUGCCAGCGGCGUCCUUUAUUACCUUUAAAAGAGGAGGAAAGAAUAACCAAGAACUCUUUGGAAUGUAUUCACAAAAAUAAUGCAAAGCCUACCAACUUACUACAUGCACCUUGUAGACCAACUCUUUCCUUUCCACUUGUCAGGCGUAUUACGUUGGGAAAGAAUUUUUUAGUCGAUCAUUAUUUACUUUCUGAAAACAAAGGCCUUAAUGAUGCUAACAUUUCAAUAAAUAUUAGUAGGUGUUCCACAGAAGAGCAUGUUUUAAAUGGUGGUAAUCGUGUUGUGAGAGAGAUAAGAAGUCCAUCAAUUCAAGAAACAAUUAAAAGCCGAAAGAGUUCCGCCAGGCGUAGUUCUUCAGCCGUCGAGUUGUUUACUUCUCCACAAAUAUUUACGGAAGACAGAAACUUGAAGACUUCUAACAAUUUAAUUCAAAAUAUAAAAAGCAAGGAUGUCAAACAAGAAGAAUGGAAGGUGAAUGAUGAAGAUGAUCAAACAUCACCUUUAACCAGCGGUGCCGAAAAAGAGAUGGAAAAACAAAAGUUACAGUUAGCAGGGAACACUCCAGUUACUCAAGGUUCACGGCGAGAUCGUCAUGCUAGUUUGCGACGUAAAGUUUACAAAUCUCAGAGAAAGGAGAAACGAGCAACUAAAACACUUGGAAUUGUUGUUGGCACUUUUCUUUGUUGCUGGGUGCCUUUCUUUUCGUUGAAUAUAAUUAACGCUGUUUGUUUUCAAUUAAAUCUGGGAUGGUGCCAGAUUGGUUUUGGACCUUUCUUUUACACAACUUGGAUUGGUUAUAUGAAUUCAUUUAUGAAUCCAGUAAUUUAUACAAUUUUUAAUGCAGAAUUUCGUCGUGCCUUUAAAAGCCUUCUUUUGGGUAGAAGACCAGCUAAUAUAAUGCGUCGAAUCUAA